This is a messenger RNA of Paramormyrops kingsleyae, 2240 nucleotides long. RefSeq names its product neural precursor cell expressed, developmentally down-regulated 9 (gene nedd9). The record is from RefSeq and is a predicted model, not a curated record. Gene Ontology annotation, biological process: cell migration; cell surface receptor protein tyrosine kinase signaling pathway. Gene Ontology annotation, molecular function: protein binding. NCBI's taxonomy places the organism in Eukaryota, Metazoa, Chordata, Actinopteri, Osteoglossiformes, Mormyridae. Gene Ontology annotation, cellular component: plasma membrane; cytoplasm.
AUUCCUUUACAGCGAGAACAAGAAUUAGUGCAGCGUUCUGGGAUCGUGACUCUGGGAGCACUUUUGCUGGAGGAAGCGUCUCCACGCACGGCAUGAUAAGGGGCUGAACUUUCCAGCUCAGUUUUUAGUGACACAUCACGUCACCUUCAGAUGCUUUCUCAGAAACGAGCGGAUAUCGGUUUUAGACUCGCUGACAACAUCAAACGCAGGCGCUCAAAAUGAAGUAUGAAGGCCUCAUGGCCAGAGCCCUGUACGACAAUGUCCCCGAGUCCCCAGAGGAGCUGGCCUUCCGCAAGGGUGACAUCCUCACAGUCCUGGAGCAGAACACGGGUGGCGUGGAGGGCUGGUGGCUGUGCUCGCUCCACGGCCGACAGGGCAUCGCGCCCGGCAACCGGCUCAAGCUGCUCGUGGGACCCACGCUAGGGAUGGUGCAUCCGGACCCCGCCAGCCAGCCGAAGGGCCCGGUGAGGCAGGAGGGGCUGUACCAGGUGCCUCUAGGGCAGGAUGUGUACCAGGUACCCCAGUGCGGCGGACGGGCUGCCGAGGGAUUUCCCGGGAAGGUUGUGACGCCAGAGCGGAUUGGCCACUCUUACGCCUACCAGCCAUCUCCGCAAGUGCAGAGAGACUUCUACGAUGUGCCGCCCAUCCGAGCCCAGGGGGUAUAUGACAUUCCCCCAGGGAAGCAGAUAGGACCCACUUACCUCGGACAACACAGGGAUCCUCAACCACAAGGAUUGUAUGACAUUCCUCCAACGAUGCAAGGGCAGGUAUACUCUAUACCACCAUGCAAGAACAACCCUAUCGCUCAGGAGGGCAGUUACGACUUUCCCCAACCGCACAAGCAGAAGCAUGAGGAUAUAUAUGACGUUCCACCACCCACAGGAGCACAGCCCUUUGCAUCAAACUACCCUGAUCUUGCCCCCAUGAGCAGCAGCAAUAGCGUCUAUGACAUACCCCCUACGCAUCAGCAGUUCGCAAGCAGCCAAAAGGACGUAUAUGACAUUCCGCGAGGCGCGCCACCGUCUCGCUCGUGGGAUGUGACAGAUGGCCUGCAGUGUCUUUCUCUGUCCAGCAGAGGGCCCUCUCACCGUGCACCACAGGGCAGGGUGGACAAUCAGUUGGUCAAGGAGGGUCAUAGCCUCAACACUGUGAACCAUGCCCCCAAUCUGGACCUGGACUCGACCCGACCGUUCCCUGUAUGUUUGGCCCCGGAACAAGAGAAGGAUGAGCUUGGCGCUACCCAGGAACACUGUGUGAAGAGCUGGAUGGAAGAUUAUGACUAUGUCCACCUUCAGGGCAAAGAGGAGUUUGAACAACAGCAACAGGCACUGCUGCAGAAGGAGAGCAUCAUGAAACAGGGGAGGCUUCAGCUGGAGAAGGAGCAGCUGAAGCAGUUCAAGAAGUUGGAGCAAGAGGUGAUCAAACCAGUGGAGGUGACCAAACCAGUGGAAAAUGAUACUGGCCAGCAAGCAGCUUCACAGAACUCUGUGGCUGACCCCACCUCCAUGGUGGGCGGGGCCCCAAUCUGUGGGCGGGACCGGCAGCUCCUGCGCUUCUAUUCAGAGCAGUGUGGGACACACUUUGACACACUGCUCAGUGCGGUGGACGCGUUCUUCGCCUGCGUGCGCGAAGGUCAGCCUCCGCGGGUCUUUGUGGCACACAGCAAGCUGGUGAUCCUUAGCGCCCACAAGCUGGUCUUCAUCGGGGACACACUGUCGCGGCAGGCAGCCACGCCGGAGGUGGCCCAGCGCGCUCUGGAUGGCAGCAACGCGCUCUGCCAGAUGCUGAAGGCAGUGGUGGGGGCCACUAAGAUGGCUGCCCUCCGUUACCCCAACACGGCGCCUCUUCAGGAGAUGGUGGACCGCGUCGCUGUCCUGUCGCACCUCGCCCAGCAGUUCCAAGCACAGCUCCUCUGCAUGGCUGAAUCGUGAAGCGCGUCGCCUGGCCUUUCCCGCGUCUCAUGUCAACAUGCUUUUGUACAUGGCUCAGAUUUGUAAAUAGGACUUUUUUAGUAAUCAGCAUUAUAUAGAUGUAAAUUCUCUUUUUAAGGCAGCUUUUUGUACAAUAUUCCUGUUUUAGUCAAAUUUUAAGCACCUUAUAAGGCCCCUUUCCCAGUUUCUAAUGAGAAUUAUCUCUGUCCAUCCAUCUUGUAACCGCUUAUGCUGGUCUGGGUUGUGGGCCAGUGCAAAUAAUUGCUCUCCCACUAGUAAUUACAAGAGUAAAGGACUGAUUUAACCCUA